Impatiens glandulifera is the source of this 1530-nucleotide messenger RNA. RefSeq names its product IAA-amino acid hydrolase ILR1-like 4. The record is from RefSeq and is a predicted model, not a curated record. The transcript is spliced from 5 exons. The coding region runs from base 95 to 1435 and encodes 446 amino acids. Gene Ontology annotation, molecular function: IAA-Ala conjugate hydrolase activity. Gene Ontology annotation, biological process: auxin metabolic process. Gene Ontology annotation, cellular component: endoplasmic reticulum. NCBI's taxonomy places the organism in Eukaryota, Viridiplantae, Streptophyta, Magnoliopsida, Ericales, Balsaminaceae.
UUCUGGGAAAAGAAUUUCUUACAGUCAAAUUUCUCUACUUCCCAUUUAUCUUCUUCAUCGAGCUUUUGUCAUUUACUCUAAAAUCCCUAAUUCCAUGCACAAGAAGAUGAGAUUUUCCAAUUGGAUCUUAUUACUUCUCAUCCUUCUAUUUGUUGGGUCAGAACCCAUUUCAUCAUAUUCAUCACCGUCUUCCGCCUCAGAAGAACACGCAGAAAUCUCUAGAAAUUUCCUAAGUUACGCCAAGAAAUCGGACUUCUUCGAUUGGAUUGUGGGUAUCAGGAGGAAAAUACACGAGAAUCCAGAACUGGGUUAUGAAGAAUUCGAGACCAGCAAGCUUAUUAGAGACGAAUUGGACAAGAUGGGCAUUGCUUACAAAUACCCAGUUGCAGUUACUGGUGUUGUCGGUUUCAUUGGUUCCGGUAAACCCCCUUUUGUAGCACUGAGAGCUGACAUGGAUGCUUUGGCUAUGCAGGAGAUGGUAGAAUGGGAGCAUAAGAGUAAGGUUCCUGGGAAGAUGCAUGCUUGUGGACACGAUGGUCAUGUCUCAAUGCUUCUUGGUGCUGCUAAGAUCUUAAAUGAACACAUGCAUCUCUUGGAGGGAACUGUGUUGCUCGUUUUUCAACCAGCAGAGGAAGGUGGCGGAGGUGCAGAAAAAGUUGUAAAUGAAGGAAUACUUGAUAAUGUUGAAGCCAUAUUUGGUCUUCAUCUUUUUCCUUACUUGUCAGUAGGUCAAGUAGCCUCCAAACCGGGGCCUAUUUUGGCUGCAAGCGGAGAAUUUAACGCGGUUAUUAAAGGAAAAGGAGGUCAUGCUGCGAUUCCUCAGCAAGCAAUAGAUCCAAUUUUAGCAGCUUCUAAUGUUAUUGUUAGUUUACAACAUCUCAUUUCUCGUGAAGCAGACCCGCUCGAUUCUCAGGUUGUAACUGUUGCAAUGUUCCAAGGUGGAAAUGCUAUGAAUGUCAUUCCGGAUUAUGUUACCAUCGGAGGAACUUUCCGUGCCUUUUCCAAGGAAACUUUUAUGCAAUUGAAGCUCAGGAUUGAAGAGGUAAUAACAAGACAAGCAUCUGUACUGAGGUGCAAUGCAACUGUCAAUUUUUUCGAAAAGGAGAAGCCAUUCUUCCCAGCAACCAUAAACGAUGAAAGCUUGCACAAACAUUUUUGGAAAGUGGCAACUGGCAUGGUUGGGAAAUCAAAUGUGAAAAACAUGUCUCCUCUUAUGGGAUCAGAGGACUUUGCGUUUUAUCAAGAGGCAAUUCCGGGAUACUUUUUCUUCUUAGGAAUGCAAAAUAUCGACAUGAAUGAGAAAUUACCAUCUCCUCACUCGCCUCACUUCAAGAUUAAUGAAGACACACUCCCUUAUGGGGCCGCGCUUCAUGCUUCACUAGCGGUUAGGUAUCUUAUUGAGUCCCAAUCGAAAAUCCGUGGUGCCGAAUUAUGAGACGAAUUGAAAAUUUUAAAUUCUUUUAGUUUGGACAACUUGUGAAUUAUGUACAUGUCUAUUGGUAAAUAACAAGAGCUACCAAUUAUUUUAUA